Salvia miltiorrhiza (redroot sage) is the source of this 896-nucleotide messenger RNA. RefSeq lists its product as uncharacterized. The record is from RefSeq and is a predicted model, not a curated record. Gene Ontology annotation, cellular component: nucleus. The transcript has 3 exons. NCBI's taxonomy places the organism in Eukaryota, Viridiplantae, Streptophyta, Magnoliopsida, Lamiales, Lamiaceae. Bases 164 to 742 code for a protein of 192 amino acids.
AAUUUCGACGGGUAAUACACUAGUGUAGUAUUACCGGAUUAAAUAAAGAUAUGAGUUGAGCCCUCUUCAGCCGCUCUUGUCUUCUACCAAAUUACCCUUCCCGUUUCUGCAAUUAGGGUUUGGUUCUUGAGUUGCAGCGCUAAAACUUGAUCGAAAAUUCACGAUGAAGAAAGGUGGAGGAGUUUCCGAGCGAUACGGAGACAAAGAGACGGAAAUAGGCGGCGUCACGAACAAGAAGAAGAUGAAGAAGAAUAUGCAGAGACUCGGAGGGCGAGGUGGCCUGUCUCUCGCAUCAUUCGCGAAUGCUAAGGCUAGGAAUGACAAUUACAAUCCUUCGGUUAUCAAAAAGCAAAGAGAAUUCUAUAAAAAUGCUAAGUAUGUUAAGAAAUAUAAGAAGACGAUAAACCAACAAGAGCACCGGAGCACUCCUUCCACUACCCAAGGACUGUUAGAGGGUGAAAAUGUGGCAAACGAGGUUAAUCGUGCUAGGCAGAAGAAGACGAUGUACAAGAAGAAUGCAAGGAACCUCCAAGAGUUGUACGAGAAGAAGCACGAGGAGCAGGAGAAGGCUAGGAUAGAGAGGGAAGCGAUGAUUGAGGCAAAGAAGGAAGAGAGAGAGGCAUCAGAAGCUCGAAGGAGGGCUCUCAAGGAAAAAAUGUAUAAGAAAACGAGGUCUGGCCAACCUGUCAUGAAAUAUAGAGUUGAGCAUAUGUUGGAAACAAUACAAGCUUCAACAAGUUGAAACUCCUUUUGCUUUAUAUGUUAAAUUUUACUAUCAAAAAUGCUUCUCUCUCUCUAAAUUUUUUAGCUUUACUGCUGAUAUAUUUCCCCAUAGUCACCUUGGAAGUGUUCUGUAAUGAAAUGCCAAUUCUUCAACUAUUUUUUAGUGUGUGAAA